This is a messenger RNA of Centropristis striata (black sea bass), 1507 nucleotides long. RefSeq names its product cyclic AMP-responsive element-binding protein 3-like protein 3-B. The coding region runs from base 103 to 1206 and encodes 367 amino acids. Lineage: Eukaryota; Metazoa; Chordata; Actinopteri; Perciformes; Serranidae. Gene Ontology annotation, molecular function: RNA polymerase II cis-regulatory region sequence-specific DNA binding; DNA-binding transcription factor activity, RNA polymerase II-specific. The record is from RefSeq and is a predicted model, not a curated record. Gene Ontology annotation, cellular component: nucleus. The transcript has 10 exons. Gene Ontology annotation, biological process: regulation of transcription by RNA polymerase II.
GUUAAAGCCACGGAGAGCAACAUAUUGAUCUAGCUGUGUGUUUUCCUUCCUGCUCGAUAGUUUCACUGUAAUUUAAUAAGCUGCUGCUUUAAUGUUGGAAUUAUGACGCUGAAUGCAGACAAGGAGCACGGUGGGAUGGACAUCAUCGACCUCUUGCUCAGGAACACGGAUGAAACCACUGGUUGCCACAGCAACCAACCUUGGUCUAUCACAAUUCAUGAAAGCCUGAGCCCUGAGGGAAGCACUGCUGAUGACUUCCUGGACGCCCUGCUGGGUGGUAGCGACUCCUCCUCGGCUCCAGCGUCCCCCCUGUGGUCACCAUGCACCACCGACAGCGGCAUCAACGAGGACGCCCUGACAGAUCCCAGAGAAAGUCUUCACCCUCCCUUCUUCACAGCUUUUCCAGCAUCGGAUACACAGUCUUUUCCUCAGCUUGCACCUCUGCAGAACCAUCCAACAACAAAUGCAAAAACGUCUGAUGUUUCCAUUGAUCUAGGCUGGGAGUCAGAUGACCUCAACGAGCAGUAUGGCAUUGAACACUACCUCACUAAGAACCAAACGUCCCCUUCAUCCUCCAGUCAGACGCUCACAGUGAAGGACCUGCUGCUCUCUAGCUCGGGACAGAAAGCGCAGCGAUGUCCCCAGAAUUCCCUACAGGAGCUUGUACUUAAUGAGGAUGAGAAGAAGCUUCUGGCGAAGGAAGGGGUGAACCUAUCCAGCAAACUGCCCCUGUCCAAGUUUGAAGAGAGGGUUUUAAAGAAGAUCCGCCGGAAAAUCCGCAACAAACGCUCAGCUCAAGAAAGUCGGAAGAAGAAGAGGGAAUAUGUUGAUAGUCUGGAGGGAAGGAUGUCUGCAUGUAGUGCGCACAACCUCACGCUGCAGAGAAAGAUCCAGCAGUUGGAGGACACCAACAAUGAUCUGCUGGAGCAGCUAAGCCGGCUGCAGGCUCUCGUUCCUAACAGCUCCAGCAAAACCACACAGAGAGGGACCUGCAUCCUGGUUCUGCUCCUCUCCUUCUCCCUGCUCAUUUCCUCAAAUCUUCAACCAGAGCCCUACAGCCAACCCAGCCAGGGAGACUACACACAAACCAAAGUGCCCUCCCGAUCUCUGCAGUCGAUGGAUGAAGUGCAAGACGUCCCUCCUCUGCCUCUCUUCUCCGUCUCUCGGGGCUUCGAGGCCCUGUGCAGGAUGAUGGAGAAGCUCUGACCCUGAGCCAGACCUCCUCAUGAAAGACUUCACAUCCUCUCACCACCAGUAUCACAGGCACCGGGACGAUCACUGAUAUUCUCGGGACCCUCGGGAGGAAACCCUUCACUCAGUCAGAUGGAGGUCGGGCGGCUCGGUGAAGCAUGUAUAUGCUAUGUAGUCAUGUGUGAUCAGUUAAACCACACAAAUGUAUUUUAUCUGACAUAUUUUAUUAUUUACUUGUAUGUGCAUGUUUAUGUUGAUAAAGUUGUUUGUAACAUUUCAGUGCCAUGCUGACACAGCACAAGAGAAUAAAAAUUUU